AGUUGCACCUCCCCUCCAGCAGGAGGCAGUACUGACGCUUUCAGCUCGAUACCAACCGUUUAUUUACCAAGAAGAACAAAAAACAGGGUGCGGAAGAAAACAGAAAAAAGGCGGAGGAGGAAGAAGAAAAAAAGUCACCUGACCGACACCACCAUCAUCAUCAACAUCAUCAUCAUCAGAUAAGUGGUCUCCGGACGGAGUCAUCAUGGCGUUCAUCACGGCUAACUGGAACCCGCUGGGAGAAGCCUUUUACCGGAAAAUGGAGCUAUACGACAUGUGCUGGAACCUUCGAGAUGGACUCAGAGACAGUCUGGUGGCAGCAGCUCCCUAUGGAGGACCAAUAGCUCUCCUCAGAGAGCCCCACAGACGUUAUCCCAGUUCUCGUCCCCAGUUAGAGAUCUACUCUGCAUCAGGCGUUGCCAUUGCCAGCUUUCCGUGGAAGAGCGGUCCCGUGGUCCAUCUGGGAUGGUCGGUGAACGACGAGCUGCUGUGUGUUCAGGAGGACGGAUCAGUCCUGAUCUAUGACGUGUUUGGAACCUUUAAGAGACACUUCAGUAUGGGACAGGAGGUGGUCCAGAGUCAGGUGUUAGAAGCCAAGGUGUUCCACUCCCCUUAUGGAACAGGCGUCGCCAUAGUAACAGGUUCCUCUCGCUUUACCUUGGCUACCAACAUUGAGGACCUGAAACUCCGCAGGUUACCUGAGGUUCCAGGUCUGCAGGGAAAGCCAUCUUGCUGGGUUGUCCUCACUCAGGACAGACAGACCAAGGUUCUGUUGUCCAAUGGCCCCGAACUUUAUAUCCUGGACAAUAUGUCCUGCACUGCAGUGUGUCCUCCAGGUCUCAGUCCUCAGGCCGGCAAUAUUGUUCACAUGUGCGUGUCUUUCAGCUAUAAAUACUUAGCUGUCUUCACUGACUCUGGACACCUAUGGACAGGCUUGUCCAACCUACAGGAGAAACUCAGUGAAGUGGACACCAAAAAGACCGCAACACCCAAACAGAUGGUCUGGUGCCGCAGACCGAAGAGCCAGAAGCCCUCUGUGGUCCUGAUGUGGGACAGGCUGCUUAUGGUGGCCGGAGUGUGUAGCGACACCAUCCAGUUCCCCAUUGAGGAUCAGUCUGUUUUAGUGGGAGAACUGGACGGAGUACGGAUCAUCAGUUCAACCAACCAGGAGCUGCUGCAGGAGGUUCCUUUGGUGUGUCAGGAAAUCUUUAAGAUCGCCUCCAUGGCUCCUGGAGCUCUGCUUCUGGAGGCACACCGAGAGUAUGAGAAGUCCAGUCAGAAGGCUGACGAGUACCUGAGAGAGAUCAAGGAGCAGAACGUGUUAGGAGAAGCAGUCCGACAGUGUGUGGAGGCAGCAGGCCAUGAGUACGACACCAACACUCAGAAGUCCCUGAUGAGGGCGGCCUCCUUUGGGAAGUGUUUUCUGACAGACUUCAGUCCGGAUCACUUCGUGUUGACCUGCAGAGAACUGAGGGUGCUGAACGCCGUCAGAGAGAGCAGCGUGGGCAUGCCGAUCACACACACUCAACUCAAACAGAUGACUCUACGGGUGCUGAUUGACAGGUUGGUGUAUCGACAGUUUUAUCCAUUAGCGAUAGAAAUAUGUCGCUACCUGAAGAUUCCCGACUAUCAAGGUGUCAGCAGAGUCCUCAAACACUGGGCCUCGUGCAAGGUGCAGCAGAAGGACCUGUCUGAUGACACCAUAGCUCGAACCGUUUGUGUAAAGGUGGGGGACUCACCUGGUGUUUCAUACUCUCACAUCGCGACCAGAGCCUACGAAUGUGGUCGCACCGAGCUCGCCAUCAAGCUACUGGACUUCGAGGCUCGGUCUGGAGAACAGGUUCCUCUGCUGCUGAAGAUGAAGAGGAGUCAGCUGGCCCUCAGUAAAGCUGUGGAGAGUGGGGACACAGACCUGGUGUACACGGUGGUGACGUAUCUAAAGAACGAGAUGAACCGAGGAGAUUUCUUCAUGACUCUGAGGAAUCAGCCGGUGGCUCUCAGCCUCUACAGACAGUUCUGUAAGCUGCAGGAACAGGAGACACUGAAGGAUCUCUACAACCAGGACGACGACCACCAGGAGCUGGCCAACUAUUAUGUUGGUGCCAGUUACAGAGAAAAGAGGUUGGAGAGCCGGCUGUCUCAGCUGCAGAGCGCCGUCGAUGAGUACAACAAGGCCAAGAACGACUUCGCUGCCAAGGCCACAGAAGAAGAGAUGCGUCUUCUUCGUUUUCAGCGGAAACUGGAUGACGAGAAGGGGGCGGGGCUUCUGGGGUUGUCCCUGCAGGCGACCAUGGAGGCUCUGUUGUCGUUGGGACUUCACAAACAGGCUGAGCAACUCUACAGAGACUUCAGAGUACCUGACAAAAGGUACUGGUGGCUGAAGCUGAAGUCUCUGGCAGAGAAGGAGGAGUGGGAUGAGUUAGAGAAGUUUUCAAAAAGCAAGAAGUCUCCCAUUGGUUACCUGGCCUUCGUUGAGGUUUGCAUGAAGAGCAACAACAAGUAUGAAGCCAAGAAGUACGUCUCCAAGGUCACGCCUGAGCAGAGGGUCAAAGCUCACCUGGCCAUUAGCGACCUGGAGGGGGCGGCGGACGCUGCCAUCGAGCGCAGGAAUGACUCAGAGAUGGGGGUGGUCCUCUCCAGGUGCCCUGCCUCCAAUCAUCUGCUGAUUGACAGGUUGAACCGGGCCAGAGUGACUGCUGCCAAGAAGUGAUGCUAACUGGCUUUAUGGAUGCUGGGAGCCGUAACCAUAGCAACCAUCCUCCCUGAUCCGCCCAUUUCUUCUGUGUCUCCAGUCUGAACCAACUUUAUUCAACACAGAUGCUGUUAACAGCCACUAAAGUCUUACUGAGGUGGUGAUCUGUUGCCCUGGCAACAUAGAUGUUGGUUGUUUACUGUAAAUAAAGGUUUAUGUCAGAA
Messenger RNA from Melanotaenia boesemani (Boeseman's rainbowfish), 2916 nucleotides. It is a transcript of the gene vps16, whose product is annotated as VPS16 core subunit of CORVET and HOPS complexes. Gene Ontology annotation, molecular function: actin binding. The transcript has 24 exons. Gene Ontology annotation, biological process: vacuole fusion, non-autophagic; endosomal transport; intracellular protein transport. Bases 206 to 2710 code for a protein of 834 amino acids. NCBI's taxonomy places the organism in Eukaryota, Metazoa, Chordata, Actinopteri, Atheriniformes, Melanotaeniidae. Gene Ontology annotation, cellular component: lysosomal membrane; HOPS complex; endosome. The record is from RefSeq and is a predicted model, not a curated record.